AAUAUUAUAUCGGGUUCGUCCUUUGGAAAUAAUCGCUGCUCUUUUAUUUGUUAUGCUGUGAUCUAAACUUUAAAACGAUGUUUUAUUAGAAAUCGAUGAUAUUUUCCAUAAUGUACCCCAUUUAUUAUGGGAAACAACAACCAGAAACUACCAUUAAGAAAAGCACAAUCUGUUCCAGAAUCACAGUUCUUGCAACUUACCAAUCCUGACCUUGUCAGAAAAAAAAAUGAACCAGGAAAGUUAAUGAGAGGAAAAUCGCAGGAUGAACUAGACAAAGUGACAAGUACCCCUGAAAAGCCAGAAUUGAAUGUACCCCUUGUCGAGGCACUGUUUCUUCCAGAUUUUCCAAUCAAGGGAGAUGCACAAGGACAGGAAUUUGAGGUUUGUGAUAUUAUUGCGAAAGGGGCAUAUGGAAAUGUUUUGCGAGUUCGCAGAGAGGAUGAAAAGCAGUAUUAUGCCAUGAAGGUGAUGAGCAAAACCCAAAUCAUUGUUGAAGGGGCCAUACAACAGUGUAAGGAUGAAGCAGCUAUCCAGGCUAUGCUUGGAGACCACCCAUUUAUUGUGAAAUUGCAUGAAUACUGGCAGUCCAAGAAGUAUCUGUACAUAGUGCUUGAAUAUGUCCCGUACGGCGAUCUGUUCACGCUGUGGUCAUUCCAUGGCUACCUACCGGAGAUGUUAUCCAGAGUCUACAUUGCUGAGAUGGCAAUGGUGUUAGAUUACCUUCACAAAUCUGGUGUCAUAUAUAGGGAUAUAAAGAUGGAAAAUAUACUGCUAGAUGCAGAAGGUCACAUACAACUGACAGAUUUUGGGUUGGCUAAAUGGUUAAAUCGUGGAGACCGGACGCGGACAAUCUGUGGAACUCUGCAAUAUAUGGCUCCUGAGGUGCUAUCCACCACCCCAUAUGGACACACAGCAGACUGGUGGUCCCUGGGAAUACUCAUGUAUGUCGUCUUGGCCGGCAGGUACCCUGCCGAGGGGGCCCGGGAUCACGAUGAGAUGCUGAAACUGGUGUGGGACAGUGACUACUUACUGCCAAACCACAUCAGUGACAAAGCUCAGGAAAUUAUCAACAAGCUAUUGAUGAAGAAUCCCGAUAAAAGACUUACAGAUCUAUUAGCUCUUCAAAAUACAAACUUUUACUCGAAUUUUAACUUUACUGCAGUUUUAGAAAAAAAGGUCUCCCCUAAAGACAUAGUCCCUGCCGAUUUUUUCCCCAUGACAGGGGUCAGUUAUAGCUAUGCUCCACAACUGCCACCUAGUGAAGAUGAAUUGGCACAAUUUGACCUUGUGUGGAAUCUACCUCCGGAGACUGAGGCUGUGUAUGUGUAGGAAAUCCAUGACUGAGACCAGUGAAUCUGUCAUCAAUACAGGGUGCAUUAUCACAGGGAGAAAGCCACACGAACAGCAAUGAAUGACUGGUGUAUUAGUAUUUAUGUGCAAUUGCUUGUAUUCAUUUAAACAAGGUAUUUCAUGUAUGUUAGGAUCCUGAAAAAUAUAUUGUUUUAUCAGUUUCAUGCAGAUUUCUGUGCAUUUAACCAUUUAUAUGUAUGUGUAACCAUUCUUAAAACAGGUUGUGAAAUUUACUUUAUAAUGUUUUUGUUCAUCGACAAGGUAACAUAGAUAUAUUUAUUUAAGAAUCUCAUUUAUUUCAUUUUUGUGUACUCAGAAUAAUUGUGGUAAUUGACCUAAAGAAAAUAAAACUGUAUUUAUUCAUUUUGUAUCUUACAGAAAUCAUUUUCUAUUUAUACAAGAUGCUUCUCUUUAAUCAAGAGUUUGAACAGGACAUUUGAAGUGUUUCACAGACUUUUAGAAUUUCACAUUUCUUCACCAUUUGUAUGCAUGAUUUGAAAAUGUAUAAAUGAAAAUCAUAUUGUGCCAUUGUUAUAUACCAAACUCUACAGCAUUCAUUGUCUUUGAAUACUUAUUACUUCAUGUUGCCCUGUUGUUUUAAUUUAAGUGGUACAUUUUUGUGCAAAGUUUUGAUUUCUGUCAUUUUAGAAAUGUUUGAAUACAUUUGUCCUUCCAGGAUUGUAUAAUGGUCUGUUAUUUCCAUUUAUCUUUCUAUGUGAUAUCUGUUUACUCCCAGAUAUCUCAUGUGCCCUACUGUGCAUUUUAUCAAAAGCUUGCUAUGCAAAAUAUUUUUAAUUAAUAAAUUUUUUUUAAUUAAUAAUAUUUUUUAAUUAAUAAAAUAGUUUUGAAUUGAAUGUCACAUAGUAAUUAUUUAUAACAAGUAGCUAAAAAGCAAAAGUUUUAAAAUUCAUUAUGAAGUUGAAAUUUUAAACAUUUUUGUAUGAUGAUGGGAGAUGUGGACACCGUUCUUACACAUUUUAUGCUGGUUGUGAUCGAUAAAGCUUUAAACUUACAUGUGUGUCCUAUGAAAUGUCUGUCUGAAUGUUCAGUUAAUAAUAGUUACUUGUAUGUACACAACGAAUUUGUGUAAGUGAGAAUCAAACUGAUCGUGAAUUUUCGUGUGAAGACUUGUGUUGAUAUAAAUGCAUCACGUGACUCAUUGUCAUUCCAAUCAUGUGCGUGAUUUCUUGAUGUCUGCUCUGUAUUUGUCAGACAGAGAUGAACAUGUGUUAGAUGUUUAGGUGAAUUGUUCACCGAGUUACACAUAGAUGCUGUUUGUGUUGUGAAUGUCAACCAUAUCAUUUUUGUUGUUGAUCACAUGUUGUUUUUAUAUAAGGAAUGGACCAUGGUAGUCUCUUGGCAACAGAAGAAGUGAUUUCUGUUUCUCAUGUUCCCUGUAGUAGGGUAACUGCAUUGUAAAGAUGAAAAAACAUCGAAAAAAGAAAUCAUGAAACAAGUGUUCUCUAGUGCAUAUCUGAAAUUUAAAUACUGUGAAGAAUUUGUUUAUUACGUCACUUGAGUCACUCGGAUGACCUAUUGCUAUCGUAAACUUUUGGACAUUUUCAACUUCUUUUCUCGAAUGGCUGAACCAAUUUUAACCAAUUUUGAUGUAGCAUCUAUGGAAGAAGGGGAACAAAAAUUGUGAAUUUCAUGGACUUUGCCUCCCUGGUGCCGGAAAUUUUCUUCUUUACUCCUUGCACGAUUAUAAGCAAUGAGCCAUCUGCCAAAAUUGUGAAAUUCAUUUGAAUGAGUACUCAAUCCUCUACCAAAAUUCAUGACCCCUGGGUUCAGGGUUCAUGCCCAGGAGUGGGGCUCAAUUGGUCAUACAUGUACAUGUAUAACGAAAAUGCAUUAUAUCUUAGAAAAACUUUUUUUAAUUAUGUACAUCAGGAAAGAAAAUGUUUGCAUGAUUAUAAUAUGAGCUUUGAGUUGUGUACUCCUGGAAUCAGGUUCUUAUUGCAAAGUUUUCUACUGGAUAUUCCUAGAGUGGGAGUUUUGGGCCCUCUGAUAAAUUACCGAAUGAGAUGUUAGAAAUAUUUUUGUGUUAAUGAUUUUUAAAAUUUCAUGCACAUGAGUCAUGAGUUUUGGACAGUGUUAUGCAUGGUACUUGGGUGACCGUUAAGUAUGCAUGGUACUCGAGUGACCGUUAAGUAUGCAUGGUACUCGAGUGACCGUUAAGUCCAUGAGCUUCUUGUUGGUAAUACAUGUACAAGUAUAUUUCAGAUUGUGUAUUGAUUCUAUUGUGAUUUUCUGUAAAUUAAAUUGUGGAACAAUUGCAGGAAUAUAUUUCAAUCUCACAUGUAAUAAACGCAUUGCAAAGUAA
Messenger RNA from Ostrea edulis (European flat oyster), 3673 nucleotides. Its product is annotated as ribosomal protein S6 kinase-related protein-like. Gene Ontology annotation, biological process: protein phosphorylation. The coding region runs from base 127 to 1329 and encodes 400 amino acids. Lineage: Eukaryota; Metazoa; Mollusca; Bivalvia; Ostreida; Ostreidae. The transcript is spliced from 14 exons. The record is from RefSeq and is a predicted model, not a curated record. Gene Ontology annotation, molecular function: ATP binding; protein serine/threonine kinase activity.